GAGCGCCACCAGCACCAACGAGAAAAAUACUUGGUGCAGCAGAAUCCGGAAAAAGAAAAGCAGGAACAUAAAAAAAAUAGAGAACAACAAAGAAUAGCAGCAAAAAUUAAUUGGAGGAAAAAGGGGUUUGCCCACCUUUACCAAAGUAAAAAUGAACAACUAAAAAACCUCCUCCUACAUGAUAUUUCAGAGCAUCAAGCUUUGAAUGAUAUAAAAAAAAUUGUAGCCAAAAGUAGAUACUACAGCAAUAAAAUAUCGGAAACAGAUAAUGAACUGCCAAUGAUAAAAGAAGAAAAAGGAUUCAACAUCCUCUUGAUGAUAACUGCAAUAAUUAUGUGGUGA
Molecule: messenger RNA, 342 nt
Organism: Dentiscutata heterogama
Lineage: Eukaryota; Fungi; Glomeromycota; Glomeromycetes; Diversisporales; Gigasporaceae
Source: the annotation of a GenBank genome assembly